AUGAAGUCAUUCGCUAUCUUGGCUGCGCUCCUCUCUCUUGCGGUAGCCGCUCCCACAGAUUCUUCCUUGGUUCUUCGUGGAGACAAAGCUUGCCCUGCUAUCCAGCCCAUCGCUCCCACUGGCCAACUUCCUCCUAAGGCACUUAGCCCGACCUUCCUCCAAGUAGUCUCCAAGAAAAAUCCCAACAAAGCCGUUCCGGCCGGACAAAAGGCCGAGGUCACACCUGGUGACAAGUGCACUCUGACCAGGUUUGACAUUCCCGCCUGGGCCAAGAACAAAACAUGCAGCCUUGUUCUCAUGCUCGGCGGAUGCGGCUCCAAGCAAUCGGAGAAAGGGCCCGGCAACAUCAUCUUCCAAGGCAACACCGGUGUUUCUUUCCCCGUCCCUGGCCAAACCACCUUCAACAACCAGCCGGUACUAGCUCCUCCAUUCAACGAUGCUCCUCAGAUCAAACUCGGCAAUGCCUACCGUCUUGGUGGUGGUCCAUGCGACUACAAAGAGGGCCAGGCUUUUGCUAGCGUUGGUGGAAGCAUUUGCAGCGACGACACUACCUUGAAGUUUGCUCAGGAUAACGGAGGCAACGGAGAGUGCCCUGUCGGAUUUCACAUUAUUAUUUCUUAA
Bipolaris victoriae FI3 is the source of this 621-nucleotide messenger RNA. RefSeq lists its product as hypothetical. Lineage: Eukaryota; Fungi; Ascomycota; Dothideomycetes; Pleosporales; Pleosporaceae. The transcript has a single exon. The record is from RefSeq and is a predicted model, not a curated record. Bases 1 to 621 code for a protein of 206 amino acids.